AUGAACAAGAUGUUCUCAGGUUCACAAGCUCUUGUUGUCGGUGGCACAAGCGGCAUUGGCUACGCGAUAGCUAAGCGCCUCGCUACAUCUCCCAACUACCAAUUCUCCUCAAUCACCAUCGUCGGCCGCACCAAACCAGCCACAAUGCCAGAAAACCUGUCUUUCCGCGCUGUCGAUGCAAGCUCUAUGAAAGCAUUGAAAGAUUUCGCACGAGACUUUCGCGCACAAGAUCAAAAACUAGAUCUUCUAGUCAUGACCCAAGGAAUUUUAACUAUGGCCGGAAGAACGGAAACACCGGAGGGCAUCGACAAGAAGAUGGCCUUGCACUUUUAUGGAAAACAGCUUUUGAUUAGAGAACUGAGUCCGAUCAUGAGUCCCGACGCGAAAAUCAUGAUCGUCCUGGAUGGAAAGAACGGAGAUGCGAAGAAGCUGAACUGGGAAGAUCUUGACCUAAAGAAUACUUUCAGUCUAGCCACAGCGGCAAAUCAUUGUAUCACCAUGAAUGACGCCAUGGUCCAGCACUAUGCAGCCACUCAAUCGGAUGGAAACAAGAGAUUCUUCACACACGCAUAUCCAGGUGUUGUGGAUACAGCAACAGCAAAGAACAGCGCUUGGUAUUUUCGGGCUUUGUCAAAAGUGGUCUCCACCAUUGCGGGAUCUACUCCUGAUGAAUGCGCAGAGAGAUUACUAGAUGGUAUGUAUGCACGGGCUGAGGAAGAGGGAGGGAAGGAUGUGUUUUGGGCUAAUAUCGAUAAUCAUGGGAAGAAGAUUGAGGGGAAGAAGGUUUGGACUGCGGAGGAAAGGGAGAAGAUUGCGAACCAUACUUGGAAGAUUGUCGAUGGUAACUAG
Molecule: messenger RNA, 849 nt
Organism: Fusarium coffeatum
Lineage: Eukaryota; Fungi; Ascomycota; Sordariomycetes; Hypocreales; Nectriaceae
Exons: 1
Coding region: 1-849 (282 amino acids)
Source: RefSeq, a predicted model, not a curated record